This is a messenger RNA of Penicillium verrucosum, 1236 nucleotides long. RefSeq lists its product as uncharacterized. The record is from RefSeq and is a predicted model, not a curated record. NCBI's taxonomy places the organism in Eukaryota, Fungi, Ascomycota, Eurotiomycetes, Eurotiales, Aspergillaceae. The coding region runs from base 1 to 1236 and encodes 411 amino acids. The transcript has 2 exons. Gene Ontology annotation, molecular function: hydrolase activity.
AUGGACAGCCUUAGUCCUCUACGAGAUCUGAUUCAGUCCCACCCACUCAUCGACCACCAUGCGCACAACCUAUUGAACCGCGAGUCAGCGACCGACAGCGACAAUUACCCAAUCGAGGCCAUCACCUCCUCAGCAGACGGUCGGGCCCUAGAAAAUGCCCGCACCACCCUCCCCUCACUGCGGGCCAUAACCCAGCUCUCCGAGCUAUAUGGCCGCCCCUGCGAAAAUUGGAAUGACAUCCAAUCCGCCCACAAUCAAAGCGUGCGCGAAGACUACGACGACUUGAUCCGGAACUCUCUAUCAGGCACGCACGCACUGCUCCUCGACGACUACCUCAGGGACGACGAAGAUAUCGAAUCUUCAACCUGGCACGAUAGCUUCACCGUCUCACCGACAAAGCGAAUCGUACAGAUCGAAGCCCUGGCCGAGUCCACAAUCCUGCAGGUCUCGAACGCGCGCAAGAACGGCGAAUCCGUCUGGAACAAUUUCCGACAGCUGUUCCAGGAUGCUCUCGGCGAGGCUUUAGAUGAUGCCAAUAUCGUUGGGUUUAAGUCGGAAAUUUCCUGUCGUACGGGGUUAGAUGUUGAUCCGUAUUCCUCCGACGAUACCACACUCGGCGGGUCAUUGAUUCGCAUCCUCGAUUCUGGAACGACCAGGUCAGGGUUCGAAGUCAAUGAUAAGCAGAUCUGUGAUUGGAUUGUUCAGCAGACGCUGAAAGCCAUCUCGUUUAAGAAGAAAGCAGGUGUUGCGAAACCUUUGUUGUUCCACACUGGCUUGGGAGAUGAUCGAAUUAAUCUUUUGCGCGCGAACCCGGCUUGUCUGCAGCCUUUAAUCGCCCAGUAUGCUAGUGCGGAUAUUGUCCUGUUGCAUUCUGGAUACCCAUACACGCGCGAAGCGGGUUAUCUCGCUUCUGCUUAUCCCAAUGUCUAUCUUGAUCUCGGGAAGGUCUUUCCCAUGGUUAGCCGCGAGGCGCAGAUGAAGGUCCUGAGAGAAAGUUUGGAGAUCGCGCCUACCAACCGUCUGCUCUGGAGUACUGGUGGCCAGUUUCACCCGGAGACGUUCUGGUUGGCUAAUCGGCAGUUCCGCCAGGCUCUUGAGACGGUACUCGUUGAUUAUGUUCAGCAAGGCGACUUCACUGCGACUCAGGCCAUGAAGAUAGCUGCCGAUGUUCUGUUCCAUAACUCCAAUCACCUUUACAGCCUCGACUUGACUCCGUCAUACACCGCUACCGAGUAA